GGUCUUCGCACAUUAUAACAACUCCACGCCAACGCGGCAGCAACUCUACUCACACUCUCGAUGAGUAGUCAACUAGUUGAUCCACCCAAUGGUCACUAGUGGACAACGCGGUGUCAAGGAGUGGCCAACGCGGUGCCAACGAGUGGGUUAUUCAACAGACAACUCGUCUAACCUCAGUUUUCGGUUAAAUUUUGUCCAAAGAAGUCGUGUUGCUUAUGAAAUGUCGAACUUUACAUUCAGUGAACUGGCGAUUAUAGCUAUUAUAUUUGAUAAUGAAAAUGAACGAAACAGCAGGAAAAGAAGAUAUUGGGUACAUGAUAUGUUGCGACAAAGGAAAUCAGAAGGGGAAUAUUGGAAUAUCCGGAAACGUCUGCUAGAUGACGAAGAAAAAUUCUAUAUCUAUUUCCGUAUGCCGAGAUACUUGUUUUAUUAUAUACUUAAUAUUAUUGAGGACGACAUCUACAAAAGAAACACGCGAUUUAGAGAAGCUGUAUCACCGGAAGAAAAGCUGGCAGUGACAUUAAGGUACUUGAUUAGUGGCUGUUCAUUUAGGACUAUGAGUUCAAGCUUUCGGUUAGGCGAAAGUACCAUCCGGUCGAUAUUAAAAGAUGUGUGCAAUGCGAUUAUAAAUACAAUGAAGGGGAAGUUCAUGCCCACACCUACUACCGAAGACUGGAAAAGCAUCGCAGAUGGUUGA
Molecule: messenger RNA, 697 nt
Organism: Aricia agestis (brown argus)
Lineage: Eukaryota; Metazoa; Arthropoda; Insecta; Lepidoptera; Lycaenidae
Exons: 3
Coding region: 89-697 (202 amino acids)
Source: RefSeq, a predicted model, not a curated record